AUGAAUUUGGGUCCAAGGUAUUUAAAAGACCUAUCACAAGCCUUAAUAAUGAAUAAUCCAAGAGAAAAAAAUGCUCAAACACGCUUAACAAAAAAUUAUGAAAAAGAUGAACCAGAUUUUGAGAUCCCAUCAUCGUCUGACACAUCAAGUUCAGAAGCAGUAGAAGAAGUGGAACCUGAACUUCCUUCGAUUAUUAUCCAUCAAAAUGUUGUAAUUCGUCCCAGAAACGCUAUAACUUCAGAUUCAAAUAAUAACAAUAAUAAUGUUAUUGCUUUGGUUACCGAAAUUGUCGAUAACAUGAUUGAUGCUGCAAUUGAGCAAUCCGAAAACCGAGAAGCCAGUUUAUAUACAAAAACAGGACAGCUCCGAAAACGCAGAAAAUUCAGUACGACUUUAGAAAGCAGAAAAAAAAACAAAGUCGAAGAUAAAAAAAAUAAGCAUUUAUUGAAAAAUCCAUGUGCAAGAAAUGCUGUACCAAAAAAAUUUCAGAAGAACAACGUGCAAAUAUAA
Molecule: messenger RNA, 510 nt
Organism: Psylliodes chrysocephalus
Lineage: Eukaryota; Metazoa; Arthropoda; Insecta; Coleoptera; Chrysomelidae
Source: the annotation of a GenBank genome assembly